Messenger RNA from Chara braunii, 3785 nucleotides. Lineage: Eukaryota; Viridiplantae; Streptophyta; Charophyceae; Charales; Characeae. The record is from the annotation of a GenBank genome assembly.
CGAAACGGAGUUCCAAAUGCUGGAUCCGGAAAAGUUUCUUUCCAAAACCAAUGGCUACCGAGUGACUGGUUCCCUGCCUGUCGCCGACAGCGCUUUCAUGCUCAGCAGACCUUUGGUCCAAUUCAACAUCCCGGCGGACCAACUCGCAGCUUUCGUUAUGCGAUAUAGGGACGAGUUCGUGAGGCUGCCUGCUGCCCAGCAAGUUGACCAUGGUUUCGUGCCAAUUGACGCCUCGUCUUCGUCAGCUGCGGGGCCCAAACGACGCCAAGAUCAGCCGGCCAGAGCGGGUGGAAAGAGGAAGCAAUUGCCGACUGCCCCGUUUUCGUCGGCUGCGGUUGUCCAGGCUCUGCCCGCUCCGGUUCCGCCCUCGGAUCGGCAAGGUCGCGAUGCGGCCGAGCAGUCCAGCGAGGCCACAAACUACGACGACGGAGCUGUGCGCUAUCGGGCUGGUACCCAACAUCGUUCAAAGGGAGGUGCAGGUGCCUUCGAGGAAUGUGAGGGUCAAGAUGGGGAGGGCGGUGGUUCGGAUGGGGAGGGCGGUGGUGAGGAGGGGGAGGGCGGUGGUGAGGAGGAGGAGGGCGGUGGUGAGGAGGACGACAGUAACGAAGGAGAUGCUGAAGAGAACAUUGUGAGAGGCAUCGAGAGUGCCAUAGAAAGCUCCAUCAGUGCUGACCCGGGGGUGUGGGAUAGACCUGAGCUCGUUCUUGCACCGGUUGAUCCCAACGUCAUCGUCGGGGGGCAGGGAAGGCGAAUCACGCCGGACGAGUUCUUCCAAAGAGAUUCUGCAGAGUUCGACUGGUAUGUUGUCUGCGGUCAGCACACUGUCGAGGCCAUGAAACGGUUGGUUAGAAAGGACUCCCCUGCAGUCAAAGUCUACGGCCUCCGCACGUACUCUAAAGUGCGAGUCGUCUUUUUCGAUGAUGACCACACACGCGGGUACUUCAAUGUCUCCCUCUUCGACAACACACAGGAGAAUCGCGCCAUGAUGUUAUCCUUCCAAGACGUUGUGUGUGAUAUGCGGGAAUGGUGGAUCGACAACAACAGGAUCGAGGCACCCAAAGCUAAGGUUAGCAAGAAGGAUGCCGUCGCCGUUGCACAUCAAAAAACGUGGCAGAACUUCCUUAGGGCCUGCAUGGGGAAGGCGUGCGACAAGGCGUUCGUGAAACAGACACUCGACAACGAAUACAACAAGGAUUGGAGUAACAAACUUCGGGGGUACCUGAACCUCGCCACAUUCACCCGCACGGUUUGGCCGCUGGUGGAGAAGUUCUUCGCGAUGUUUGAGGAGGAUGGUCCCAAGGGCUCCACCGUGUCCUGGAAGGAUUUGUGUCCUACGUACUUCAAGAACUUCGGGGACAUGACAUGCCGCGAGAGAGAAGUCGUGCUACUCCUGCUCAUGUCGGGGAAAGUGGUGGCAACAAAAGUGAGAGUCACGCCUCCGAGGGUGAACAUAGAGUGCCUCCUCGACAUUAUGCGCAAGGAGAGAUACAUGGUCCGCAUGUUCAACUACGUCGUGUUUCGCGCCGAGGGAAGGGCAGGGGACGAAUGGAACGACGACUUCUUCAUGUCGUACAAGGACCUGGAAGAGAGGUAUGCUUCAAACGGGUUAUGCGCAGAUGAAUGGGAGAAGCAACGGGAGAAGUUGCAUAGCAACUUAGUGAAGACGAUCCCUCGGCGACUUGAAGGAGUGGAGGAGGCGAGGCAAGGUGCGGGCUUGGGGCCUACAGAAGUAAUGUACAAGGAGGCUCCGUUUCACUUCAAGGUCUUUAUAUACACCACGAUCGAUAAGCUCGAUAUGCUUCGAGCGGAGGUGAAACGGAUCGCCUCUUGUGCACGCCAUCUUGUGUGGGACAAACUCAGCAGGCCGACCAUAUUGCUUCCUGUAUGCAUGCGGUCAAAGGAGGUUAUGGCGGCGUCCGUCGACAUCAAUGUGCAAAGCGAUGUCUUGCAUCAAUUGUACCGUUGGGAGGACAUCGAGCUCAUCCCCGGGUCAUGGAAACGCGUGGACAGGCCGCCGAGCGACGUCACAAGGUACGACAACAUCGCUACGAGCAGUCGGGACCUGAUGGCGAUCGUGCUGGACGCUGAAGGAGGGGAUCUAAAAAAAGUAACUGUCGCACCCCGACUUCACAACGAUCUCACCGAAGUGCAUGUUGUGGAGGAAAAGUUCAGGAAGUGUCUCGGAAAACACGGUGGCGUCGAGGGCGACGAAAGUGCCGCAUAUUCAAUUUGGGAGCGAGAACCUGGCAAGUUGCGAAAGUUGUGCGGUUCAUUCGUAGGAGAGGCGGAAGCUGUGCUUUUGCUGGGUAGGGCGCACGUGAGUCUUGUAUGGAAGUUAUUGCUUGCAGGUAAUAAUGCCAUUGCUUGUGACGAGUCGGCCAAGGACAUUGCAUACUUGACAAAGUUUGUCGACAUACUUGUUAAGGAUGGGAGAUUCGAGUGCCGCCUCGAGAAGCCUCGUGCCCCACAUCGCACGAACAGGGAUAUGUACCACAAGUUGGGACCGAAAAGACUGAAGGUGUGGGAAUACAUGUUCCGUGAUGCGCCGGAUGGACGCCUUGAUGGGGGAUACAUAUAUAGGAAAGCCAAGGUGACCGAGGCCCUCAAACAUUAUCACAGUGCUCUAAUUGGAGCCUUCGAGACAUUCGUUGCUCGAUACGAGAUCUUGAGGUUUGAUCUUCACAAAGAUAAACUGACGUUUAAGAACUAUGUAGACCUUGCUAAAUCGGGUAAAGGCUUUAACCCCGUUGACAGCGAGGAAGACUCGUCGGACUCCGACCUCGAGAUCGAAAAGGACACCAAUGCAACCGGGUGGUGUGGGAAGUCCGCUGCCAUGGAGCACAACGUCAAGGGAUAUGGACCGGGUCAAUCAGAGGGAUGCUCGAACCUGCCACCCGCGAAAAGUGUGGCCUCGGGUGUGGACCGGGUUGUAUGUACGCAUGUGGAAGACGACGAAGACGAUGACCUUGAUAUUCCUGCUCAGCCAACGAAGAAGGUGCCAGGCGAUCCGAUUCCUCCCAGAUUUUGUGCGGAUGCAAACAAUGUGUAUUUCUUGGAUGACAAAUACGCCUGCACUAGUGAGGACAAGUGGGGCCAUGAUAUCAUUUGGCAUGACGGCAUUUUUGAGCCAUGUAUCCAAGGCGGGAAGUGGAAAAUGGCGGUGACGUAUGUUGAGCGCGCUGCCGCGCUCGAGAGCAUGGACGUGGACUCCCAAGAAGAUGCCGCCCCUGUGCCCGAGGCGUCCACAUGGAACACGAUGAGUGAACAAAGGGAAGAUGGCGGGACGACGUUUGGCGUGAAGCCUCCGUUGCCAGAGGCGGGGAACACGCCCGUAGGCAAAAACACCAUCGGAUCCAUCUCUGUUGCAACAGGGGAUACAUCACAAGGUGAAAAAGUGUCACUCGACAAGCCGGCAGAUGCGGGCGCCACAUACGGAAGUCUCCUCGCGACAGGUGUGGCGCUGGCAGGCACAUCGGAGAUGGUGUCAGAGUCCACUGCUGGGAUGGGCGUCACGGGGAUGUCGUUGCAUCCGCCCACAUGCACUAGCAAAGGUUACGCACACUGUACAACAACACCACAGGGAAGGGUCACAGGGGAUAACAGGAAUGGGGGAAAUGCAGGGGGGUCUCCACGUUCUCGCAAUAUUGAGGACAUGACGACGGACGAUGAGGAUGGGGUAGAAGGCGGAAAGGGCGUGAGCGAUCCCACGCGUGCAGAAAAUGAGGGGUGAGACAGGGAAUGAUCUUGAGGGGAAUCCUCUUCGCGGGGAAAUUUAAUGUUUUCGU